Messenger RNA from Papaver somniferum (opium poppy), 1403 nucleotides. RefSeq lists its product as uncharacterized. The record is from RefSeq and is a predicted model, not a curated record. Gene Ontology annotation, biological process: mRNA splicing, via spliceosome. Gene Ontology annotation, molecular function: protein binding. Gene Ontology annotation, cellular component: U12-type spliceosomal complex. The coding region runs from base 312 to 1079 and encodes 255 amino acids. NCBI's taxonomy places the organism in Eukaryota, Viridiplantae, Streptophyta, Magnoliopsida, Ranunculales, Papaveraceae. The transcript has 5 exons.
GAAAACAAAAACAAAACAAACAAACAAAAAAAACAUGAAAGAAAACAAAAGAGAAAAAGGAAUCAGUCCAUCACCCAACAAGAUUUCAUUUGAUUCGUCCGUCAAAAAUAAAACCAUCGUUUUAAAAGAAAAAAUCUGUUGAGAAUCUGAAUCGAGAAAGAAGAAGAAGGAGAAUGCGUGUGUUUCUCUCAUAAGAAUCUCAACCAUUUUUUUACUGAAAUAAUAAACAUAAAUAUAAAUCAAACAAAACCAAGAAAUCAAACUUCAUUUUUUUUUUCGUUUCUUGAUUUUAUUUAGAGAGAAGAAGAAGAAUGCGACGAAGUUUCGAUUGCGGACCUAGAUUUUCUUUAAUCGAGAGACGUAGAACCAGCGUUUCUCUACCGUUUAGUCCUUUCAUUAAUGAACAUCAUAGUGCCAUUACACCUUAUGAAAGGCUUCCUUCUCAUGUUUCUAUUAAGCUCCAAAUCAUCAAAUUGGAUGGUUCUUCCUUCGAUGUUCAUAUCAGAAGGAAUGCUACAGUUGGAGAACUUAAACAAGCAGUGGAGGAUGUAUUCACAUUAUCUUCUUCUUCCAUGGGCAAUCGGGGUCUGAUUUCUUGGUCACAUGUCUGGGGCCAUUUCUGCUUAUCAUUUGAAAAUCAGAAGUUACUGAAUGACAAGGGUACUCUUGAAAGCUUUUUGAUCAGGGAUGGUGAUCAGCUUCAUUUUCUUCGGCAUCUGUCUACAAAUUUUAACCGCAUACAGAAAUCGAAAAGUCUGAGUGCUAGCAAGAAAAACAUUAGGUCGACAUUCUUGGAACCAGGUAUUUGUGAAGAAGAGAAAGAAGACACUGGUUGGGUCGAUGUUAUCAGUGAUGCUGCAGAGGCGAAUGAUAAGGAUGACUGCACUGAAGAUAAUAUAGAGAAAGAGAUGAUUAAGCCACCUGCAGAGUUCAAAUUGUCUAAUAUUUUUAAGGGCUGGCUCUGGAACUCAAGAUCUUGCUUUGCAGGAAAUUCUCGAUCGCGUCACACAGGUCGGUAUUCGAGAAUGUCAAGGAAAUUCUUAAAAAUGGAGCCUAGAAUCCAACGUGCACGAGUUUAACCAGGUUCGGGAACUAAAAAUUUAAUUACACGGACUUGUGAGUUGUAUGUUGCUGUGUUCCUCAGCUCAUACUCACAUCAGUAUAGUUAAACAUCGACAUGAGUUUUUUCCCCCCUUCUCUCAUGGUGUUCAACUGGCACUCUUUUAACAAGAUUCAUACAUGAAGAAGAACCAAAGAAGUACUCGGCUCACUUUACAUGUGUUUCAUCUGGUGCUCAUACAUUUUAUCUUAUGGAUGUAUCUGAUCUUGUAAGAGUUCUUUAAAAAAAAAAGACAGAGAAAUGAAGAAAUGGCAAAGGAUGUCAUUGCAUCCUACUUUCAGUA